Messenger RNA from Durusdinium trenchii, 2907 nucleotides. The record is from the annotation of a GenBank genome assembly. NCBI's taxonomy places the organism in Eukaryota, Dinophyceae, Suessiales, Symbiodiniaceae.
GUCUCCCCACUGCUUAGAAGGCCGAAAAAGCACACGCUUUGCCCAUCAGAUUGGGCUUUCCGUGUGCUGAACAGCGCCAUCCAGCUGCGCUCACCGUUGAAAUGCUCAGCCUUGCUCGCAGCGCCCGGCAGCGGCAUGCGCAGCGCGUGGCCUAUCGUGCGCAGCGUAGCUUCCGAGCGUGGGUGGUGGAUGCCGACAAGGGGAAGUUGAAGUCCCGUGAGGUGAAACACUUCGAGCAUGUGAGAGAGCUGCCGCAGCCAGAUCCUGAUGCCACCGUGACGGUGGACGUGAAGUACAGUGAUUUGAACUACAAGGAUGCCAUGAUUUUUCAGGGGCAGCACGGCGUCGUGCGGCGCUUUCCGUUGGUGCCGGGCAUCGACUGCGCCGGGCUCGUGGCGAGCAGCACGUCCGAGCUGUGGCAACGGGGCGAUGCUGUGGUGCUCACCGGUAACAAGAUCGGUCAGCACAGUGACGGUGGCUACAGCGAGCAAUGCCGAGUGCAGGCUGAAUGGCUGGCGCCGAAACCUGAGUCCUUGACUUUGGAGGAGUCGAUGAUCAUCGGCACCGCUGGCUUCACGGCCAUGCAGAUGGUCCUCGAGUUGCAGGACGCUGGGCUCCAGCCUGGUCCGGCACCCGUGCUGGUCCUGGGAGCCGCGGGCGGAGCUGGGUCCAUGGCGGUGGCCAUCCUGGCACAGCUGGGCUACAAGGUCGUGGCAUCCUCGCGACGAGCAGAGUCGUUGAGCAGCUACUUCCAAGAGCUUGGCGCCUUUGAUGUGAUCGGAGCUUUGGAACGUAACCCAAAGCCUCUCCAAGACCAGCGCUGGUCCGCGGUGCUGGAUUGUGCGGGUUCUCCGUCUUUGGGCACUGCCUUAGCACAGCUGCAGUACCAGGGCGCCUGCGCAUGCAUCGGCGUGGCCGGAGCUCAACAUGUGGAGGCGAGCUUGCAACUCGACUGGCCAGGUAUCCCUUCGUGCUCCGUGGCAUUCGCCUCAUCGGUGUGGAUGCCACGCUGCCCUGGAACGUGCCCGGCUACCCUGGCGACGUUGCGACGUGGCGGCGCGACCGGGAGAAACGCUUGGAGAUUUGGCGGCGCCUGGAUGAGCUGAAGCUCCACCAGGCGCUUCGCACCAUGCACGAGGCGACCAUUCCUUUGGAAGAGCUGCCCCAGUGGUGUGAGAUGCCUGGAAUGAAGGGGACUGGUAUACAUGUAUGGUAUUGCAAUGUCUUGUGUGUAGUUUAUAGUAUGCUUUUUCUUGCUAACGCCCCAAGAAUCUACCUUGAAUGGCUCUUGCAAGAAACAAGCGCAUGUUGGAUUGAAGAUUAGCAGUUUGAGAAUGGUGUUGUAGGAGGGAUCAACUCUAGAUCGCCCCCGGCUCUCCUUUGCAUUCCUUUGUUUGCAGUUCCCAAGUUCUUUCAGAAUUGAUAUGCCAGCACUUCUUGCCACUCACAAGGCUCCCUUGGACCAAGACUUCGAAGCUUCCUGUGCAUUCUCAUGUCUUGCUUCUGAGUUACCCAGUGUAUUAACAUCAUUUUAGGAUAUGCAGGGCCUAUAAAACAUCAUACAAUUAGAGGACGGAAGACUCUGAGCGUCCACUUCUGGUUCAUUUUGCAGGAUUAUAUUAAAACCCGUUAUCCUUUUUUUUCCAUUAUCUCAAUUGGAUUUACAGUUUAUAUAUAUAUUUAUACAUAUUGAUUAGCAAUUCGUCACGUGUCCAUUCUAGAAAAAGAAAGAGGAUGGUGGAAAUCACUCAUACAAGCAGGGAAAACUAGGAAGAGGGAGUGCCUACUAAUACAACACACUGAUCAAGAAGAACCGUGGAAUGAUGGAAUGAUUCGGGAGGAGUACUAAUCCAAAACUGCUAUAGGAUUAUUCCUUUUGCAUUUGACCAAACUCCUUGCAUCAAUGAUUGGUUGAUGCAUUUGUGUGUGUUGGUGACCAGCAAUCUUAAAGUAAAGUUCAGUUAAACGCACAUGACUGAGAAGAGCUUUGUGAGGAGAAAGACCAAAUGUCAAUGUUCUUUCACUUUCUUCGGCCAAAACACAUCAAGCUUGCAGGCCACCUCGGCCCACGGUGCAAUGGCCAUUCACCAUUCCUCUCUUAGUCGAACCACAACUCCUGGCCCAUUUUGUUUCCUGCUCGUGAGAGUCUUCUACCUUUCAUAGACCCCGCAAGAUUGGAGCAAUGGCCCAAACAGAGACUUGUUUCAAGUUUCUAGCACAAGAUUCGCUCGAGGAUGCUGAAGCAUGUGUUUGCAGUCGAGUACGAAAAACCCAUCAAUCCCACCACCAUGGGCUCAUGUACUAGUCCAUGGUCUGCCAGGACUCAGGACACCCCCUUGGAUCACGUCUUCCCAGGAAGAUCCUGGCGGGGCACGUCCGUGGGCGUGUAGUGGUGGAUGUUGGCGCCUGAUCCACCCGGGCCCGGCCGACGCUACGGCGGGAAACCGCGCGAGUGAACGGGGAGCGAGCCCUACUGGUGCUCGGUUCCCUAACCACUUAUACAGUGGUUUCAGAGGUUCGAUGGCACAGAGCUGGUUCGAUGUCCUAGACAGAUGGGGGUCCAUAUAAACCGACAUUGGGGUCUGUGCCAUUGGUCCUCUCAAUCCACUAUAGCAACUCUGAGUUGGAGAAUGCACUCCAAGAGUGCUCCAAGAUUACUCGGGGGCGCUGCGACACGUGGAGUCCAUUUGACAUCUGGGACAUCGGCGUCCGAAUUAGACAUGCAUUGUGACCGCCUUGGGGUUCCAAACGUGGGCAGCGUGCCGCCGCUUGCACGCCUCUGUAGUACUGUCCUGGAAUGGGACUGUCCAUGCGCCCCCCGCUGUCCUGACUCAAGGUCGGCCUGAGCAAGUGGGAGAAGGAUCAACCAAUCCCAAGCACGACUAAUGGGACUGCCAUAUAUGCCCA